Molecule: messenger RNA, 648 nt
Organism: Colletotrichum abscissum
Lineage: Eukaryota; Fungi; Ascomycota; Sordariomycetes; Glomerellales; Glomerellaceae
Exons: 2
Coding region: 1-648 (215 amino acids)
Source: RefSeq, a predicted model, not a curated record
AUGCCAAUACAUACGUGUUCGCCCGACCAACGGCUGCGGCAGCGAUUGCCACAACAAAGACCUAGACCGAGAAGCAGGCCCCAAAGAAGUCCAGUUGGAGAUGAUGCCUUUCAUGGUGUAGCACCGGAUUUCGCAUUUCCAGCUCUGUCUUUGCUUUGGGAAAACCCUUCCAACAAUCCGGGCGACCCAACUUUUCGUCUCGCCGAUACAGGCCCCUGGUCGGCUGAUUUCUCCUACACCAUAGGUUUUCAGCCCAGCAGUUCCCACAUUGAUGACCCCCUGAAUGGUACACUUCCUUCCCAUGAGACUGUGCAGAAUGCAGAACGCCAUCAAGGUUGGGAUACUCCUUAUUCGAAGGGCAUGAUGCCGCAGAUUGCUCUCUCCGAAUUUAUGAUGAAAGACUCUCAUUCAUUGUUCUGUGAGCCAGUCACUCGAUUGGAAACAUCGUCUUACUUCCUGAAUCUCAAGACGCCGACAAAUCAGGGUGAUCAGCUGACGACAAAGCACAAUGACUGUGCAUUUACACGGUUUGGUAGUCUACAAAGCGAUCAGAGUAUGACUCCUAGCUCCACGAUUUUGUCCGGCUGUGAGAACCUAAGCACUAGACUGCCAUCACACUUAGAGGGCUAUCUAGGCGUAGCAGGUUGA